Messenger RNA from Prorocentrum cordatum, 585 nucleotides. The record is from the annotation of a GenBank genome assembly. Lineage: Eukaryota; Dinophyceae; Prorocentrales; Prorocentraceae.
AUGCGACAGGGCAGAGGCAGUUUGCCCGCGCAGGCCAGAGCAAAUCCAUACGGGGGCCCGCGGAUCAUGCUUCUUGCGUCUUCUUUGCUGGUCAUCCUCAUCCUGCGUAGAACCAGAGCGCAGCCGAUGGCGAUUUUCGCCGUGAUGCUGUUCUCAGGUGCCGCUGCGAACUCGACUGCGGCGCUGCUCGUGGGGCACAACGGCGCGCUCGCCUUCUUGUGCACCACCUUCUCAAUCCUCCCGUUCGCGGGGGCGCACUCCAUAGGGUUCGGCCUUGUCGGAAGGCUCAGCAAGCGUGCUGAGGAGCAGCAGGGCCACGUCAGCGUGGCCCUUCAGAUGGCGCUGCUUAGCAGCGCCGCAACCUUUGGAGCCCAGGUCUGCACCGUAUGCCUCGCGGUCAUCGAGGGCUUCGUGGCGCUGGCGAUGGCGUUGCCGCUGAUCUUCCUAGUCGCCGCGACAGCGGAAUUUCUUGCUGGGUUUGUCGCCCUCGCCACGAACCAAGUCCUGCAGGCAGAGGCUGAGUACAGCAACCCGACAGACCAGGCCCAGCAAGACAUGGAGGAGAGCAUGUUGGCCGAGACAUGA